Messenger RNA from Penicillium samsonianum, 525 nucleotides. RefSeq names its product YbhB/YbcL family Raf kinase inhibitor-like protein. Bases 1 to 525 code for a protein of 174 amino acids. NCBI's taxonomy places the organism in Eukaryota, Fungi, Ascomycota, Eurotiomycetes, Eurotiales, Aspergillaceae. Gene Ontology annotation, biological process: regulation of Ras protein signal transduction; regulation of proteolysis. Gene Ontology annotation, molecular function: phospholipid binding; peptidase inhibitor activity. The record is from RefSeq and is a predicted model, not a curated record. The transcript has a single exon.
AUGAUUCCCGAGAUCAGUAGCAUGAACCUCCAAUGCAACAAGAAAUACCUUAUUCUAUUCAUCGACCUUGACGCCAUCCUACCAGGAACUCAUAUCCAAUCUGUCAUUCUACACUGGUACCAAGCAAACCUCAUGAUAGAUUGCACAAAGCCGACACCUCCUUCCACAAUCGUUCCUGGCAAGGACCACGGGGACAAAUAUAAUCCGGCAGCUUCGUACAUAGCUCCUCGUGCACCACCAAAUACUCACCACCGUUACGUGUAUCUCCUUUUUGCGCAGCCCCCAGCCUAUCAAUUCCCCUAUUGCUUCUCACAUGUGUUCCCGGAGACUAUUAGAGCCCGCGCCGGAUUCGAUAUCAGGAAGUUUGUGCAGGCAGCAGGGUUGGACCCUCCCAUUGCCAUGAACUAUUUCAUUGGUAGACAUGAACCUACCGAGGGCGAGACAACCACGAUGCCCCAGAGUGCGACAAAGACCUCGUUCCGUUCCGUAGAUUGUCCCACGAGAACAGCCGGGUUGGUGUCAUGA